This is a messenger RNA of Trichoderma reesei QM6a, 1920 nucleotides long. RefSeq lists its product as uncharacterized. The record is from RefSeq and is a predicted model, not a curated record. The coding region runs from base 1 to 1920 and encodes 639 amino acids. The transcript has 2 exons. NCBI's taxonomy places the organism in Eukaryota, Fungi, Ascomycota, Sordariomycetes, Hypocreales, Hypocreaceae.
AUGGACGGGCCCGCGUCAAAGAGACGCCGGGUCUCGCCUCGCACUUCCUCCAUGAACAUUGGCAGCUCCAGCAGCGACGACGCGAUACUGUCGUCCCAGCACUCUCCCAUUCCUGCAGCGAGUCGCCCUCCCAAAUCCAGGCAGACGAGGGCUGGAGGAGCGCGCAGCCAGCCGCAUUCGCUAGACGAAGAACAAUCUGCGCCGCCGCCAACGACCGACGGAUCAGCACGAGAAGCUGUCGACGAAGCUACCGACGCGCCUACAGCAGCAGCGAAUGCGUCGGCGCGAGGGAACGAUGAGGCUGCGCAGAGCCUUGGGUCACUGCCAUCGUCGGGACCAGCCGAGGGGAGCUCGGUUGGGUUGCCCAUUAGAUCGCCUUUCAAGCCGAGGCCACGACCUUUACCCCCGCCCGCGCCCGAAGGAGACGACGAGGCAGAUUCGUUCUUGGGGAGGAGACAGCGGAGAUCGCCAAAUACUGGCCGGCCCAUCGCCUUCCCAGAACCUGAGCUGCCGCCUUCUGUCCCCGAUUCCGCCUCCUUCAAGCCCCCGAAAGGCAUACACAGCAGUCCAUCGCGAUGGAGAGACAAACCGAGGCCGAAGAAAAGCUCGCCUUUGAAGCCGUCAAAUGCAAGCCAGCCUCCCAGAAAGCCCGGCAGCAAACCCGUACUGCCAAUGCAUAGCUUUACGCUUCCUCCCGGGGAGACCGAUAGCCCCUCGGAAGAGCGUCCUCUGCACGAUAAGGCCCACCCGGCUCGACAAGUCAGCGCGUUUGACCCGAAUGGAGCCAAGAAGAAGCAAAUUGAGGCUCUCGACGAAGAAAUUGCAAGGUUGAAGCAGGACCUGCAGAUAGUUAGCAAGGAGAACGAUCGGAUACGGCUGAUGCAGUCAUCCGGCCGCAUCCUGAGCUUUGCAGAUGAAGAAGAGGUGUUCGACGUGGUGCGGCGGCACCUCAUCGAGUCAGAGGCAAAACCCCUGCCGCCACCAUCGCAGCAGUUGUUGAAAGCGGCAUUAAAUCCCUCGGCCCUGUUACCAUUUGGAAGGACAAUGCCGGUCGUCGCCACGACAGACGAUCAGGUCAACGUCGCAGACAUCAAGUCUCACCAUCCCGUAAAGAUGACGGCAGAAGAAGAGUUGCCAUACCUACAACUGUUUAGCCCAUUUGAGGUCACUUCAACAAUGGCCGUCUUGCAUGCGGAUGGAGACCAACCCCUACGACAGCGACGUGUCAUGACUUUCCGAUCAAAAGAUGCACCGGGGCUCUUCACAUCCAAGGUUGAGAUGAUGGUCAAUGCCACUAAUUCGAGCAUCAUGGAGCUCAAGAUACAAUCGCUGGAGCCCGCGGCCAGGACCGAGCUGGGGCCGUUCGUCACCAGAAUAUGCGAGGGCGACUGCAACAGGAGCAUGCAGCGCAACAUAGGCAUUCUGUCAUGGGCUAUGGGAGAAUGGUACCAGUCGGCAGUUCACAGAGCGCAGCUCUGGUCCAAGCUGGACCGGGAGCUGGCUUCCAAGGGCGAGUUCUUGCAGGCCGUCGCGGAGGCGCGGAGAAAAAAGCCAUUGCGAAGGACGGCCGAGGAGAUGGAAGGUGAAACGAAGAAGCAGCUGGCUCCCGCCUUGUCGUUCAAGAAGGCUGAGCUGGUUCACUUCAUGGGCCAGCAAGCUUUCGAGUUCAACAUACCCUCCAAAACAGGGUCGGAGGCGACGUCGUCUGUUCGGCUGGAGUGGAAGAUUGACUUUGAUUGGAUUGGGGAGGCACAGAACAAGGUGACUGUCAUGAUUGGUGUUCCGGGAAAGUGGCGCAAGGCUGACCAGCGCGGCGUGCUGGGAAAGCUUCCGAAGCUGUUCGAAGAUCUUGUAGAGGGAGGGCAGGACCCGUCUCUCGCUGUCAAGACGAUUGUAGCGUUGGUUGUAGGAGAACAGUAA